Messenger RNA from Fusarium keratoplasticum, 1485 nucleotides. RefSeq lists its product as uncharacterized. Lineage: Eukaryota; Fungi; Ascomycota; Sordariomycetes; Hypocreales; Nectriaceae. Gene Ontology annotation, biological process: transmembrane transport; allantoate transport; dipeptide transport. Gene Ontology annotation, molecular function: dipeptide transmembrane transporter activity; allantoate transmembrane transporter activity. The transcript has 2 exons. The record is from RefSeq and is a predicted model, not a curated record. The coding region runs from base 1 to 1485 and encodes 494 amino acids. Gene Ontology annotation, cellular component: plasma membrane.
AUGGCGUCUUCCAAACCCAGCGAAACCCAGUCUCCGACCGUCGAGGCGGAUCACGACACGAAAGCUGGCGUGCAGGACAAUGUCGUUAUUGACCUCCCAUCUGAGGAAACUCGCCGGGCAAGAUGGAAGACCGACUUGAUGCUGCUUCCCCUGCUCGGAGUCAGCUACUUCCUGCAGUUCCUCGACAAGCAGUCUCUCAGCUAUAGUUCCUUGCUGGGCAUGAUCCAGGACGCCAAGUUGCAGGGCUCGCAGUACUCAUGGGUCGCCUCGAUUUUCUACUUUGGCUAUAUUUUCUGGUCGUAUCCGACGGCAUUUCUGGCUGCGCGCCUACCCAUAGGCAAAUACCUUGCGGGAACCGUCAUUGUCUGGGCUAUCGUUCUCAUGUGUCAUGGUGCUUGCCAUGACUUCUCCGGCCUCAUGACCACCCGCUUUUUCCUCGGUGCCUUCGAAGCGGCCCUAGCGCCGGGCUUCUCCCUCGUUAUGGGAAUGUGGUAUACCCGUCGCGAGCAACCUCUCCGCUACGGACUGUGGUUCUGUGGCGGCCCGGUGGCUACCUUGUUUGGCGGCUUGAUUGCAUACGCAAUCGGUCAUCUUGAAGGUGACUUGCCGACCUGGCGAUAUCUAUUUAUCAUCCUUGGCGCCGUCACAGCCGCCUGGGGCGUUGUCAUGCUAGUGCUGCUGCCAGAUACUCCGUCUAGCGCAAUAUGGCUGUCCAGGGCACAGCGCGAGACAGCCGUAUACCGGAUCCAGGCCGACACUCAAGGAAGCAGCAAAGGCUCGUUCAAGACGUACCAAGCCUUGGAAGCCUUGCGGGACCCAGUGACUUGGUUAUUGUGUCUCUACACCUUCUGCGUCAAUAUCGCCAACGGCGGCUUGACCGCGUUUGGUUCACUUGUUAUCAGUGGUUUUGGAUACGAGGGCCUCCAGGCAUUACUUAUCCAGAUGCCCACGGGGGCGGCGCAGCUCGGCUUUGUCGUUGUAAGCUGUACUCUUUGCUCUUGGCUUCCCAAUAUCCGGACCAUCAUGAUGAUGUGUCUCACGCUAAUCAGCCUUGUCGGCAUGGUCCUCAUGUACGCCCUCGACCAGACCAACCAGUCUGGCCGUCUAGCUGGUUUCUGUCUGAGUCUGGCGUUUUCCGCAAACAUGCCGCUGGCCAUGUCCCUCGUUACCAGCAACAUAGCCGGCUUCACUAAACGGGCUGUGGUCAAUGCUUGCGUCUUGAUCAUGUACAGUCUAGGGAACAUCGCCGGUCCCCAGUUCUUCAGUGUCGAUGAGGCUCCGAAUUAUCCAAAGGGCAUCAAGGCCAGCCUGAUCGGCUUUGCACUAGGCACUUUUUGGAUAUUGUGCCUCCGUAUCUAUCUUGUUUGGCAGAACCAGCGGCGAGACCGCAACGCGUCAGAGGAGACGGAUGCAGUGCCAUGUGAGGUCUUGCUGAUGGAUGAUAUGACUGACUGGGAGGUUGCUGCGUGUCGCUACGUGUUGUAA